This is a messenger RNA of Hibiscus syriacus, 595 nucleotides long. RefSeq lists its product as uncharacterized. Gene Ontology annotation, molecular function: G-rich strand telomeric DNA binding; telomerase inhibitor activity. Lineage: Eukaryota; Viridiplantae; Streptophyta; Magnoliopsida; Malvales; Malvaceae. The record is from RefSeq and is a predicted model, not a curated record. Gene Ontology annotation, biological process: telomere capping; regulation of telomere maintenance via telomerase. Gene Ontology annotation, cellular component: nuclear telomere cap complex; chromosome, telomeric region. The coding region runs from base 5 to 595 and encodes 196 amino acids. The transcript has 4 exons.
AGAGAUGGGUGAUUACAAGUUUCUUAAGAUAAAGGACGCCAUUACUUGCAUUAACCAGAAAGUUGCCGCCAUUGCCGACCUCAGUCCGCCCCAUAGAACCAAAGGCAUCUAUUAUAUCUGUAAGCUGAAAAUAAUUGACGAGUCACAUGAGUUCAGGAUUCCCGUGCAUUUAUUUGCUCAACAAAUAGAUGAUCUUCCUCUUGCUGCGUCUGUUGGAGACAUUAUUCACCUUUCACGUGUCAAGGUAUGCUCUGAUAUCCAAAGUGUAUUUUCUGCCCCCUUAAUAUUGCUUAGUUCAUAUUUCAACUUUUUUUUUAACUAUACUUUGUUGAAACUCUUAACACUUGCGAUAUUUCAGUUUGUUAUCCUAUCCUGUCUAUGCAUGGAGAAGAUUAGGCUGGAAGAUGAAGUGCAUAAUCCACUUCCUCUACAUUUUGAACCGUUGCCAACAUCAAGAGAUGUGCUAUCUACAUUUCCUACUGCUGGAACCAUCUUAAGAAUGCGACUUGAUGUGAACUGCAGAACGGAUAUCCUUCAGUUGCUGAAAAUUGGUCAGCGGAGGUUAACUGCAAUGAUGCGCCAUUUGUUACAUUGA